AUAUGUAAAACAUAGUUUACAUGUAGCUUUAUGUGUCAUUCUUCAUGACAAUUGGAGUAAUUCAUUACACGUACAUGUACUGAAAUCCAUUUUAUCUGUGUUGGUCUUUUGCACAUACAGAGUAAGCGGAAGACGAUUGUUAUUGGUCAGGCGUUUAUCAUAGUGUAUUUUAACAUGCCUUUUGGCUAACUGCACUUGAGGAUAUGAGCUGUAAAUGUAAAAUUUGACAUGUUCAGUAGGAAGAACAAACAUAUAAAGACAUCAAACCGAUAUAGUAUAAGUUUAUUACAUAAUACUUCGAAAACAUAUCUGUCGUUAUUGAAAGAGGCUGCAAAGCUUUUGCAGUACCAAAAAGACGCAGUUAUAUAAAACAUAUUAUAUUUCAUAUUAAGCUAUGUCUUAUUAUAUGUACCUGACUAAUGAUAAAGACUAUAUAUGAAACUGAAAAAUCUUAUGCAUACUUUAUGUGCUAUAUUUUUGAAACUGACUAUAUUUCCUAUAACUAUAAUUAUAUUUAAUUGUAUAUUGUAUGAAACUGAUUAUAUUGUAUAAUUUAAACUUUAGAGCCGACAAAUCAAAUGAACCUUAAUGGAAUUACAUUUUUCCACGAGAAACAACAGACGGACACGAACGGUGAAGGAAAGAUCCACAAAAGUGAGCGAAACUCCAAACCACUACAUGCAUUUUCGCAUUUUAUGCCGGACCAAAGCAAAUUGUCACUAGCAGCUGGAUUGUCUCGUGUAGCGAGUGAAUCGAAGAUAAAUUUUGGUGCGAGUGGCAGCAACAAGAAUAAUUUAUUAAAUUAUGCACCUAAAGACGAUGUUAAAGCUCCUUUUACAAGUGAGGUAGUUGGAUUCGAAUCAAAAAACAGUCAGCUUCCAGAAAACGGAAGUAAUUGGAAAACGAAAAGUUUUACCGGAAAUGACGUCAUAGCUAGUGAUAAUAGUCAAUUAAUCAACUUUUCUCAGUUAGGAAUAAUGAAAGAAAAUGUUAAUGAUGUGAUGAACUCUGUGAACGACGUGAAAGAAAUAAGUUACUUUAAUACUGGUUCUAACGGCUUUGCAGCUAACAGUAAUUUUGAUAUCUCUGCGAAAAAUGGGAAUGAUAUAUCCGCAGAUAACACUGGAGGAGGCGAUAACAUGUUUAAUAAAGCAGGAGUUGUAGAAAACAAUUUUGUUCCGCAAUUCAACAACAAUGGUUACAUCUUCGACAAUGCUUUUGCUUCUACAAAUACGGCUAAAGUGGACAUAUCAGCUCAAGCAGAAAACAGCAUGGUAUCACGGGUACUGCCAAACGAAAACAUAGAACCUUUGGUUAAUGAUUUUCCUAAUAAAAUAUCCAUUACGUCCUCGGACUCUUUUGCAAGUGGUAUUUCCAAUAGCGAAAAUGCUUUUAAUAAUAUUGAAUCGACUAUAUCUGUCAACGCGGCCGCAUCUACAGAAGAAAGAAAGAAUAUCGUAAAGCCUUUUCCAUUUGAACAAUUACAUGGAAAACCAACAAAACUAAGCAAACGAGUACCAACAUUAAAGACUCAAAAUGACUUUGUUGAUAAUUCAAGAAAACCGAUAUUAACAGUAAAAUCAGCUUUUGUUGAUCUGAGUGGACGACAAAAUCCAAACAUGAAGACUUUCGGAAAUUUUAUUGAUAAGUCUAAUGAAAUGACACCGAAAACAACAAUACAGAGUACAACAAAACCAACAACCCCACUGGCAUCAACGACAAAGACAACCUUGAUUUCGUCGGUAAAAACUAGCCCAACAAUUGCAAGUCCGGAGUCAACGAGACCAAGUCCAGUGUUAACUGGUCUUGGUUUACCAGGAGUAUUAAGUGUAAAUCCCAACCAAAUAAGCAAAGACAAUGUCAGAAGUAAUAGUAAAAAUGAAAAUAAGAUCAAUACAGGAUCAAAUAAAAUUACAUCACAAGAUACCAUCGACACGCAGACAGGGAAUUCUGAAACGGUGUUGGCUACGACAGAACCUCCGCAGGAUAAAUUGAAUGUUGAUAUGUUGUAUCCACCAGCACCGUUCCCUGCAAUCGAUCAGUCUAACACAAUCUCAAGCGUUGAUCAGACUGGGAUGAACAAGCUAAACAUAAACACUGCAGACGUUGCAAGUAAUGUAGAUAAAGAGCAAACAAAUUUAAACAACGGAAAAACUGUUAAUACCAUACCAUUGGAUACUGUUCCAGAAGACAACAAUAGAGUGCCUGUUGGUGACUUAGAUUAUGACUAUGAUAUGUAUGCAGAUAUACCAGUCAACGUGAAUAAUGGUCCAUCGAGUAAAGAUCAGUCAAAUAAAAACAUACCACUGGUGCAAAAGAAUAAUGGCGACAUUGACCGUUUUAUCACUGAUCCGAAUGUGCAAAUAAUUAACCCGAGUAAUCAAAUGAUUCCUAACAAUGUUCAAAUAAAUCCAAAUGGUCAAAAUGAAAUUAGAAGUCGAACCGGGAUAAAGGAUUCUGGUCUGAUUAGUAACUCUAAAAGCAAUGUUCAAAAUUUUGUAAAUGAUGGACGCACUGGGUUUAUAAAUAGAAAUACUUUUCAAACUAAUGGUCAAGCAGUCCAGAACAAUAUUAAAAGUAGACAAAUGAAUACCCAAGACAUUCUAAGCAAUGAUCAAAGAGUUGUAAACAACCAGAUAAAUUCAAACGAGAUAGGAGAUGGCCAGGUUAUGCAAGGUUCACCUAAUGCCCCUGGUACACGUGGAACUAAUGGUCAAUUCGGUUCAGAUAAUGUUGGAAAUAAUCAAAACAUAUUGAAUCGAAAUGCAAUAAAUCCCAAUUUGCUUAACCGGCUUAAACAAAACUUUAACAGUUUCUCUAAUGGAGGGAUCACUUCUAACCAGAAUGGUUUUACUAACCAAAAUGUUAAUCCAAAUGGUCAAAAUAUCCCGAUCAGAAACACAGCUUUGUUGAAUGAAAGAAAUGAAAUUUUGCAACAAAACCAACAAAAUAAUGGAGAUCAAACUGGUGCAUCCUUUCGAGGGCAAACAAAUUUUAACAAUAUACCUUCUGGAAUACAGAGUCCCGAUCUAGUUAACAAUCCUAGCACUGCUGGAAAUGCACAAAACAAUUUGUUUAAUAUAAACACAAAUCAGCGGGUACCAACUAAGAUACUCUCUGGUCCUCAGAACAUAGGACAAAACAAUCCGAAUAUGGUAAGACAAAACCAAAACAAUCCGAAUAUGGUAAGACAAAACCAGAACAAUCCGAAUAUGGUAAGACAAAACCAAAACAAUCUGAAUAUGGUAAGACAAAACCAAAACAAUCCGAAUAUGGUAAGACAAAACCAAAACAAUCCGAAUAUGAUUGGACAAAACCAAAACAAUCCAAAUUUGCUUGUUAGAAACCCGUCCCAGUUUCAAAAUAUACAGGGAUUAAACCGUCCGGUUAAUACAGUGCAAACGGGGACUGCUGGUAUCUCCGUACCUAAUAUCAAUUCGGCUAAUCGGAUAGAUAAUAACCUAGCCAAUAUGAAUAGAAUUAAUGCCCCAAAUCAAAGAAACUUUAAUACUUUGAACUUAAACAGAGGUGUUCAGAGUGGAACAAUUGGUCAAAAUAAUAUCAAUACGCCGAAUAACAAUAUUCAAAAUGGCCAAUUAGUAUCAAACAAUAUUAACGGUCAAAUUCCUAGAGGGAAUAAUUUCCAAAGCAAUCUUGAUAGUUUCCCUAGAAAUAUAAAUGGUUUAGCAAAUAAUAUAAGAACAGGUCAAAAUGUACAAAUACCAUUUCAAAAUCAAAACAAUAUUUUAAAUACCCAAACUCUUGGUACUGAAAGGAAUAUCCCAAAUUUUAGUAACGGUAUUCAAGGUAUGGGACAGAAUAACAGAAACAUGCUACAAAAUCGCCAGUUUUUCAAUCCUGGCAACUUUCAAAACAAUGUUCCUAAUAUACCUACUUUCCAAGGUAACGUGCCACAAUUUCAAAACAACUUACCUAAUAAUAUUUUAAGAGGAAACAUCCGUAACGGUCUAAAUAAUUUUGGGCCAAAUAAUGCUAUUAAUUUUCCAGGUAUGAAUCGUUUCCCUAGCAAUGUCCCACUCAAUUCAAAUCCAUUUGGGCCAAAUGCAUUAAAUCGGCAAUUCGGAUCUUUCAGAUAGAAUCAUUUCUGUCAAGUUUGAAUUGAAAAAGAAGUGCUUAUUCUAUGCCUGACAAUUUAUUGCAGCUGAAACUCUGUAUCUCGAGUGUUUUACUUCCAGACAACCGAUAUUUCGACGUAAAAUGAUAUUUUGUGCUCGUGUUCUUCGGAACAGGGUGAGAAAUUUCAUCGAGAUAACCGAAAUUUCGAGAUAAGCGGGAUCGAGAUAUCGAGUAUCAACUGCAUUCGAAUUUAAUCUAAUUAUGUAUUGUACUAUUUAAUUGAACUGUCAGAACAUGUUCCCGGCUUUCAUGUUAAUCUUAUAUAGGCUCGAACAGAAUAUAAUGAAAGCCGGGUCCAUAUUUUGACAGGUCAAAUAAAUUGUACAAUACUACAGUGUAAAGAUGUAUGUAAAUAUUUCAUUGUAAGAUCCUAUUUAAAAAGAGAUUGAUUUGUGGCAAGUGGGACAUAGAUAUGUAAAAGUGUGGUUAUGUCUCAGAGCAAAAUCGUAUGAAUAUUUAUUAGAAUUGUGAGUGAUUAUAUAUGUUAAUGACCAUUCUUUUUAAACAUCGUGUUACAGAUUGAAAUCCAGAGUACAUUGUAAAUAAUUUGGUAA
Messenger RNA from Mercenaria mercenaria, 4691 nucleotides. Its product is annotated as GATA zinc finger domain-containing protein 14-like. The record is from RefSeq and is a predicted model, not a curated record. The transcript is spliced from 3 exons. NCBI's taxonomy places the organism in Eukaryota, Metazoa, Mollusca, Bivalvia, Venerida, Veneridae. The coding region runs from base 579 to 4097 and encodes 1172 amino acids.